CAAUAAUAAUACCACCAAAUGACAAAGACCUCGAAGUUGUAACAAAUGUGAAUCAACACAUAACGGCAUCCAGAGAAACUGCACAUCAAAACUUAAAAAAACAGGCCAAGAGAAUGACAUUAGCUUCAGAUGCAAUACACGUUCCUGUAGAAAUCGGUGAUAAUGUAAUAAUACAAAUCCCAGAUGUCGACAGAGCAAAAGCAAAUCUACGUAAUAUAGUCGGAGUGGUUCUUCAAAAGGAUGAUCAGGGUUUUCACAAGAUUGCAACGAAAUAUGGAAUGCUCGACAAAUUAUAUUGCAGGUCAGAAUUCGACAAGUGCAAAGAAAAAUUUUUGCAUGAAGAAGACGUUCCGAAUACAAAUUUACCUUUGAGAACUGUUGCUAAGGAAGCAUCCAUAGGAACAGGCCAGGGAUUUAUGCGCUGCGUAUGUAAGAAAGGAUGUAUGUCAAAAAGGUGUCUCUGCAAGAAAAAUGGCUACCUUUGUAAUUCAAAAUGCCACGAUAGUUUGUCUUGCAAUAACAAGUAGAUCGUCAUCUUUUUUAAUUUUAAGGUUGUUUGAUUAUUUUUUUAUUGUAUGUUUACC
Molecule: messenger RNA, 584 nt
Organism: Pieris rapae (cabbage white)
Lineage: Eukaryota; Metazoa; Arthropoda; Insecta; Lepidoptera; Pieridae
Exons: 2
Coding region: 114-527 (137 amino acids)
Source: RefSeq, a predicted model, not a curated record